This is a messenger RNA of Phaedon cochleariae (mustard beetle), 1881 nucleotides long. NCBI's taxonomy places the organism in Eukaryota, Metazoa, Arthropoda, Insecta, Coleoptera, Chrysomelidae. The record is from the annotation of a GenBank genome assembly.
AGUCCCGAUCUCGAGGCAAACAGUCUACGGUUGGUAAAAUAACAUUAUUUGAUAAAAACAUCCUAAUUUUAGUUGAAGAUGUUAAUUCAUUUCGGUAGUCAGAGUCAGUUCAUAAAAUAUUCUAUGUGUCAUCAGAUAAGCGAUUGUGUAGGUAGCAAGGAUCCAUACUCUUGAUCUCAGUAACUGUGAACUGACAGUCACAAAAGUUUGAGGUUAACUUCAAAUAUGAUAUCAGUGGGUGAAAUGAAGGAAAAACUGUGUGCUGGCAAUCAGCAACACCUUCUACAGUUCUGGAAAGAUCUGGACCUACAGGAGCAGCAGAGUUUCAUGGAGCAGCUGAGCACCAUCGAUUUUGAUAAGGUCAAUAAAGUUUUCCAGACAGCGCAAAAACAAACACAGUCAGAUGUUAUGAAAUUAGAUGACCAUAUGAAACCGAUUCCAACACAUCAGUUCGAAACUGAAAAUGGAUUGGACGCAAAAACUAUUGAAACCUACAGAUAUACAGGAUUAACUGAAAUUUCCCAAAGCCACGUGGCAGUAUUGUUGUUAGCGGGUGGUCAAGGUACUAGACUUGGAGUUAAUUAUCCCAAAGGUAUGUUUCCUUUGGACUUACCAUCUGGAAAGACUUUGUUCCAAAUACAAGCUGAAAGAAUCAGGAGGGUAACAAGAUUAGCUGAAGAAAAAACAGGAAAACUAGGCAAAAUCUGUUGGUAUAUCAUGACCAGUCCAGCUACUCAUGAAGCAACUGAAAGUUACCUGGAGAAACACACCUACUUUGGAUUGAACAAGGAAGACGUUGUUCUUUUCCAACAGGGUCUAUUUCCUUGCUUCGAUUUUGACGGGAAGAUAAUACUGGAUGAGAAAAAUGCUAUUUCAAUGGCACCAGAUGGCAAUGGUGGUAUAUAUGCAGCCUUGACAAAAAAUAAUAUUGUCGAAGAUAUGAAACGAAGAGGGAUCCAGUAUGUUCAUGUUCAUAGUGUGGAUAAUAUAUUGGUCAAGGUGGCAGAUCCAGUAUUCAUUGGGUAUUUUACUAAAAAGGGGGCUGACUGUGGAGCGAAAGUCAUACCCAAGAAGGAUCCUCACGAACCAGUAGGAGUUGUUUGUCAAGUGAAUGGCAGAAUUCGGGUAGUAGAAUAUAGUGAAAUAACUGACAGAACAGCGAAUCUCCGAAACGAAGAGGGAACUCUGGUUUUCAAUGCUGGGAGCAUCUGCAACCAUAUUUUCACCGUAGAUUUCCUGGAAAAGGUCUCCCUACACCACGAGCACGAACUCAAGCUGCACGUGGCCAAAAAGAAGAUAUCCCACAUCAGCGUUGAUGGGAAAAAAGUCCACCCUACCCGGCCAAACGGUAUCAAGAUUGAAAAGUUCAUCUUUGACGCCUUCGAAUUCUCCGAGAACUUCGUUACCUGGGAAGUGUCCAAAUUCUCAGAGUUCAGUCCAUUGAAAAACUGCGAUGAAGAUUUGAAAAAUUGCCCGUUUAGUUGUCGCAAAGACUUGCUCAAUCUUCAUAGGUCAUAUAUCGAGAAUGCUGGUGGCAUUGUAUUGAGUGAAGAAGUUGAGAUUUCACCACUGUUGUCUUAUGCGGGUGAAAAUUUGACUGAUAGAGUCCAACCAAUAACGACGGGCCAACUUUGUGCGAAUGGAAAAAAGGAAGACGCUUGUAAGGGAGAUAGUGGAGGACCUUUGAUCAAUCAAACUCUUGAUAUCGAUGGAGAAUUGAGGAAUUUUCAGAUCGGCGUGGUUUCUUUCGCGUCAACAUUGACAUGUGGCAUCGCAGAACUUCCACCGAUUUAUACCAGGGUCGACAAAUACCUAGAGUGGAUAGCCAAUAAUGUCGAAUAAAUAUCGAAAAUCAUACGAAUUUUGUUUUUUGUAUAUUUA